This is a messenger RNA of Medioppia subpectinata, 2577 nucleotides long. Lineage: Eukaryota; Metazoa; Arthropoda; Arachnida; Sarcoptiformes; Oppiidae. The record is from the annotation of a GenBank genome assembly.
GACGCCCCGAACGGCAAUCUCUUUGAUUUGGCGGAUCUGUUGGCCUUUAGAAUCAAUCAAUUCUAUCCCGAAAAGGCCUUAAAUUCUAUAUCCACUGAAAAUAUCAGACAAUUGGUGGAGAAUUUGAUUAGUAUAGAGCCGAAGGAACGGAAACUAAGCUCACAAAUACUCGCAGAAAUGAGUGAUUCUGUGUUUCCCAAGUAUUUCGAUUUGCUUUACGAUUAUUUGCGACAAUUAGUACGCCUUCCGCCCGACGCGAAGAUCAUACGACUCGCUCAAGACAUGGACGGCCUGUUGGGUCCGAUCCUCGAACAGGACGCACAGGGAUUGCUUCUCAUCUUAGUUGUCAUCACAUCAUCAAUGCGUGCACUCAAACACAUUCACUGCAAAAUUUUGGCUCAACGCCUGUCCUGUAAGAUAGCGAAGGCCUCUCCAGUCAUGUCGGCGUUCAUAACAGACAGACUAUUGCCUUAUUUGUUGCAUUCGCUCAAUGAGACCGACCCCAGAGUGAGGGCCGAAACAAUCAUUUCAAUCACCUAUAGUUUAGAACAAGUGACUAAAUUACCCGCAAGUGAUAAUAAUGUCUUCACGGACUAUAUUCUUCCAGUUUUGUGUCAGGUGGUGUCGGACCGGUCAGUGUUCGUAAGGCUCACAUUAGCGGCAAACAUAAGCCGUUUAUCAAAAGUUGCGCUCAAUUUCUUGGGUCAAUCGUGUGAUCAGAACUACGACGAAGAGCUGUCUCUGCUUCACGACUCAUUCCAGUUGAUUGUCUCACAACUGCUCACCGAUUCAAACAAUUGUGUCCGACGGACACUACUGUUGACGCCCCACAGCUGUGCCAACCUUUGCGUCUUCUUUGGCAGACAAAAGACUAAUGAAGUGAUUCUCAGUCAUAUCAUUACGUUUCUCAACGAUAAGAAUGACUUCCAAUUGCGCGCCUCAUUCUUCGACAACAUAAUAGUGAUCGCAUCAUAUCUGGGCUCUCAGUGCUCCACAAUUCUUCAGCCACUCCUUCAACAGGGAUUAUCCGACGCCGAAGAGACCAUUGUUUACAAGACCAUCACAUCUCUCGCGUCACUUAUAGAACAGGGAUUACUCAAAAAGAGCAUAAUCUAUGAGUUGGUCAGAGAAGCGUUCCCACUGUUGGCUCAUCCGAACCAAUGGAUUAAUAACGCGUUGAUUGCAUUGGUUCUAACCCUAUCAUCACGUCUUUCGUUGGCUGACAUCAACUGCAAAAUUAAGCCAUUAAUCGAUCCAAAUCUUCAGCGAAAUAUCCAUUCAUUCAAGAACGCAGAUCUGCUGAAGGAUUCAUUUCACCCAUCGAUUCCCAGAAGUAUUCACGAAUUGAUACUGAAUUCGAAGCUAAAUAUCGACAAAUUAUUUGAGUGUUUGGCGCAGAGGAAGGCGUUGCGAACGAUUCCACGCCAUCACCAGUCGGCCAUUGUCUUUGAAGACGCCCUUUACUUACGACUCACUCACGAGGGUAUGACCGAUACGAUUGAAGACCAAUUGGUGGCGCUCUCGGACUUAAUUAGAAAGAUUAGCAAAAAUAAGAAGAAUUUGGUGCCCAAGAAGUUGUCGGGAGGCAUAGCUAUCAGCAAACGAAACACUAAUCGCAGGUUCUUUAGCGUCACUCUUCGUAAUGCGGGUAAUGAGAGGCCGACCCAUAAGAAGCAGACCUCCACUAUGAACGAGGAAUGGCUUCACAUGUUUGGCUCAAACGCCAAAUUUGUCACUUCCAACGACGACGACGCCGAGAAUGUGAUACCUGUGGCACACGAGGCCCGCGAAUACGAUCAGUCGCACAUCCAGUGCCCGCCCUGUCAUCAGGCGGUCAACGAUCUGAUCCAACAUAAGAGAAGUCAUUCAAAUCCAUUGGCGACAAUCAAGUGGCCGAAAGUGACUCCAUUCAAGCCAAAGGGUGUAUUAGUGGCACAUCUUCACGAACACGAGUCCGCUGUUAAACAGGUGUUAAAAGUGUCGGAUUCCUCGCUAUUCGCCACCUGUUCCACAGACGGAACCGUCAAAGUGUGGGAUUCGGCCAAAAUCGAGGGCAAGAAUGUGGUGAACCGAUCGAGAUUCAACUUCAUCUCCCAAUCAUCACUUAAUCCACAAGCGAUGGGAGGAAUGACUUAUUGCAAGGACUGUAUUAUUGUCUUCACAGACACUAAUUUGGUUCACAUUCUGGAGAUUAUAUCGAGUUCUUUGAAAAUGAAAUUAGUGACCACUUUUCAGGUCUUCCCUGACAUCGAGGGCUCAAUCAUUACAGAUAUAACCUCUUUGAACGAAAACACAUUCGCUAUAUCUCUGUCCGACUCAUCAAUACUAGCGUAUGAUAUCAGGACUCUUAAGACGGACCAAACGAAACCCAUUUGGAAGAUGAAUAUAGAAGCGCACGAAAGACUCAUCACUUCCAUCGAUGGCAACGAUUAUGACAAUCCGUCGGACUUCUCCUACUUCUUUGACACAUCCCGUCGCCGGUGCUGUAAUAUAGCGCCCGAACGGUUCGCUAUCGAUAGCUCUGUAUUACAGUCGGAUGUGUUGAACACGACUCAAACGAUCUCAAGCCAGUCAUCC